AGACGAACCACACACAAACACGCACAGCACACAGCGGACAGUUCAGAAGAGGAGAGAAGGGGGCCUCCAGACCAAGAGUAGUCUCGCGUCGAGUUAUCCCUCGCCCACCGAGGGAAGAGUGGGGAGCCGGUUUAGAGGGACAAGCCCUCGAUCCCCGAUCCCAACUCACCUCUCUUCCCGAUGGAGACUCGGAAGUUGGAGGGACGCCACCGAUUGCACUCAAGCUCUCGUCCCUUUGUAUCAAAGGGUUAUCGAGAGCAUCCUCCUCUUAAUCCAACAAACCCAAUCCCGAGGGAUGGGCGACCCCCUGGCCUCUUCCUUCUUUUCUUCUACCAACUCGAUCUCAUGCCCCCACGAAAAACGCAGAAAGAAGAACAAGGCAGACAGAGGCCAUAUGGUGUGAGAGUCCGAUCUCAAUCUCAAGGCCUUCUAUCAUCGAUAGUCCCUCCCACUAUUUGCCCGUCUUUCCCACCGCUACAGAGACUGAAAAGAGAAACGAAGAAAAGGACCAUUGAGCCGAAUGAGUCUCCAGAGAAGAGAAAGAGUAAAAGACGAGAAAAGCAAAAGAGCAACACAGAGGCAGACCACCUUCACGAGCCGAAGCCGGUGCUCUACGGUGCGAGGUCCUCAUUCGCCCAAGCCUCUUCCUUGCCGUUCCAUGAAGGAACGGUGGCGUCUUGGGCUCGAGGGAGAGGCAACACUCGAUUCGGAGCUGGUGAAAAGCCGCUUUGCCGCUCCUCUACAAUUCCACACCUCCUCUCACCGUCAAGAGCAAGAGAAACCUGAUGAGAAGAGCCUCUGUCAAGGUAGAGGCCCCGUCGUAAGCGGCUCCCGGCGCUCGCCUCCCUUGGCACCCUUCUUCCAGGGGCUCAAUCGACCCAUCGAAACCUUUCCCCAGAACCCUUUCCAAUACCCUGUGCAGCGGAUAAGAAGAACAAAGGUGUGAAGAACACCAACGGUAGCGUGACCAAGAGAGCAACAUUUCUGGUGUGGACCCAC
Acaromyces ingoldii is the source of this 999-nucleotide messenger RNA. RefSeq lists its product as hypothetical. Lineage: Eukaryota; Fungi; Basidiomycota; Exobasidiomycetes; Exobasidiales; Cryptobasidiaceae. Bases 181 to 786 code for a protein of 201 amino acids. The record is from RefSeq and is a predicted model, not a curated record. The transcript has 3 exons.